CUGGAGGCUACAAUAGAGGUACGGGCAGGUAUCUACCUCUGAGAUAGCUGACAGGUACUCAGACAGUGCAUUCCCUUCACUUGCCGGACUUGAAAUCCAGUCGUCUCUCGUACCUUCCAAAUUAUUGACGGGCAGUCAGUCUGCUGUGCAGUGGUAUCGGGUGCCUCUGAUCUGGUUGGGGAACGACCAUCCGACAUGCGGGGUAAAACACGGCAAAAUUGGGGAGAGGUCGGGUGGAAUUCGAAAGGAAUCGUGAAACCUUUUCGCUUCCCCCGCCCUUUUUCCACUUUCCAUCCUAACGACAUUGUCUCAGUCCAGUUCAAGCUGCUACUUAGGCAUGUAUUGACAUCUACGAGUACUAGAGCCCCGAUGUCCUCGCCCGUCGUCAGUCCCCAGACGACCCAGUCCACCAUAUAUCAAGACAUAGAUUGCUCCGAGCCGCGAUUCCCAUCGAAUCCUGACCAAUCCCGCUGCGCCCCAGUUUGAGCCGCCACAUCACUCGCUCUCGAUAACGUUGACGAGUCAAGCAUUCAAGCCACACCGAUAAAUGUCAAGUACAACCAGUCUAUUUCCAGCUCUACUUGCACCGUCAAUUCUUGGCAGGAACAACAAAUUAGGCGCAAUGACCCUCGCCUUCACCUGGCCUGCAUCCUAAAUGCCCUCCGAGCAAGCAACUCGGCGUCUCUCAUUGGCAAUGCUAUCGCGGCAUACACAUGUUGAGGGUUGGUGAGAUGCUGCGCCACUCCGUGUUUCUGCAACGACCACGGUCAAUACUUCCCUUUCCAGGUCCCCCCAGGUUCCCCAAAUUCCCCCCAAAAACCAAACAUAAGGCUGGCGAACACGUCUUCAUCCGGCUCGUGACCUCAGCUCCCAGGCACCCUUUUAUCUGCGUGGGAACGAUACAUGAUUUGUCGAGGCUUAUCUAUCAGGCAUGUGCCACACUUGUCCGGUCAACGCAUUUGGGAGUGAAGAAGGGGACAGGAAGCGAUCCAGGCAAUGGACAAGCAACACAGGUGCGACUGUGCGGGCAAAGGUUCGACAGAUAACCAGGACUUCGGUGAGAGUGUGGUUGCACAACCCAUGACUGAGCAAUCCGGCGUCACGGCACCCAUCUGGAUUUACGCCUGACGUCGACGGCCAUGUUCCAGGGGAACGUGGAAAAUGUUUAAAUAGUGAAGAGGUGCCCCCAGUGUUUCGUUUGUUUACUGUGUUGACGAUGUUUGCAUGAUUCGCUAAUUGCUCUUUACACUUGCUUGCUUGCACUUCCACGUGCGUUCUUUCAUCUUGUCUUGCCCAGUGAUACUCUCACUUUACAACAAAUUUCAACGAACCCCCCUCGUCAGAUGUCAUCAGCAUGGCCUACUCUCCCCGGAAAGUCUUGACCUUCAGGCUCACCUUUCUCGCUGUUGGCUUCCUCUUACUAGGAAUAUUGCCACGACCCACCGACGCCGUCCACCGCUACAACGAGCCCCAAUGCUGCCUCGAUGCUGUUGCGUCCAAUAACUAUACUCUCAACAUCACAAAAGACCCCAAGACGCAGGCGAUCGUUUCCGGCGAGGCCCCCAUCUGCGGCCAGAUGUACAACCACACCCUCAAGGCUGCUCCCGAGAUCAUGGUGUCCUACGCCUACUGCAAGAGCAACUGUGGGGGCUUUGGACUUUCCAAGGGCGACGAGCCAGGCCAAUGGGCCGCUCCCAUUGUUCAGUUUUUGCUUCCGUCCGUCAUCUUCAGUAUGAACGUGCCGAGGCGGCAUAUCCUUCUCUCGACUAGUCGGUUCAAGGACUGGAUUUGGAGGAUACUUCCCCUGCCCCAGAAUGGGAAAGCACGCAAGGCAGUGACACUUCUGGUGGGGAUCGUGCUGCUGGCGCUAGAUACCCUUUCUGGGGCGUUCGAUGCGUUGCUUUGGAUUGUAGUGGUGAUGGGGAUGGCCGGGCCGAUGAUGGUCGGUGGACUUCAUGAGGCAGUUUUGGAUUACAAGAUUGUGAGGGCUUUGAAGAAAGGGGCGCAUAGACAGGAAGGGGCGAAAGGAACGCCCCCAACGUUGAAAAGCCUGAGGGAUACGGUCGAGAUCCUGGUGACGGCUAUUUCAGGGAACUUGGUCAUGGGAGAAAAGGGGGGCUAUCCGGAGGACGAGAUCAAGAAGGCUUUGCUGGCGGACUUUCCCGAGCCAGAACUUGAAUUCCCAAGCAAUCAAAGUACACUAUCUUCUCAGCGCACGAUAGGACCCGUACCGCAGAUCCCGCCGAUAGCUCUUUUGAGUCAGAUGGAGCCCUGGGGACAAGACAUGAGUGGCCCCCAAGAGCCCGAAAGGCCCCCCAUCCUCGUGGCACCACCCGAUAUCAAACCGCAGUCAGUCGACAGAGAAGCCAGCAAAAGGCUCCGCGAACGACUCACACGACUAAUAUCCUCACAGCUAGACUUCGCCGCCACCAUUGGUGCACCUGUCGUCUUUUACCUUGGCGCCUUUAUCUACACCAUCCUCGACCUCAAGAACGAGCCGUCGGACCAAGACGCGGCCAUCUCGCUUGCCUUUGGCGUGGAGUGGAUGAUAAUAGUGCACGUCGCCAUCGUCGGCGGCUGUCUACUAGCCAGCAACAAUCCAAGUCCAGUGGUCCUGCUCGUCGGCAAGGAAGCUUCCAAAGACAAUGGAUCUACCAAGGACGCCCAGUGGAGGUACUACACGCGAAAGAACGUCUUUGAUGGUCUGUUCCAGCCGGUCAACAUGUGGAAGAGAGGGAUGAACAAGUCCAAGUGGUUGAGGCAGUCUCAGGUGUACCGAAAGAACAAGAAGUUCAGAGACAGAGUCAAGAUCCAUAAGCUGGAGCACUGCGGUUGGAUCAUUCAGACUUUCAUCCUGAUUGCUCUCCCACCAAGUGCAGGAGCAGUGGUGGCCUUGAAGACACCGCCGGUCGGAUGGAGUUGUCGGUCUCUGAGCUUUGUGACGUAUUCGGCCUCGCAAUUUUUGUUGACUUUUGUCUACUUUGCUUACCUGAACAUGUGGGAACGGGAUCAAGCGAGACAUGAAAACAACCAAGGCGAGGAUCCAGAAUCUGGCCAACAAGGGUCAAGGAACACAUAUCAAGCGGUGCACGAGAGAGAAGGCAGUGACGCGAGUGCCAACGGUAACGGCAGGUCCUCGGAGGACCUUCAACAGGUUCACACGGCACCUUUUCGCCCUCGGACCCCAAGCAUGGACAUGGACAUGGACGACGAAGGCGUCUCGGGUCGUGAUCGAUACAUGUACGGGUUAAGAGAAAUCCCCACAACGACGAAUCUACUACCCUCAACUCCUUCCCCAGGCCCUUCUCUCAGGCACAUCCCCGAUCGCGAUCCUAGCUUCAGUCCAAGUCCCAACCAAAACCUCCUCUCCUCUCCUUAUGAUCCAUGCCCCCCUCGACUUUCCAUGUCCCACCUCAGAUCUAAUACUCCCACCCAAAGGCAGACAGUCCAAACCAAGUCCAAGCCCCGAAAGUCACUCCUCACUCUUUCCAUUUACACCCUCUUCACCGUCUUUUUCUUUCUCUCUCUCUUCCUGUCAAUCGGCACCACCCUCAUGCAAAUCAUGGGCGUCUACCGCAACUGCUUCUGCUACAUCACCGUGGGGUACUGGUUUGAUACUUCAAACCCAAACGCCAUGGUUAACGUUGCAAGCGACACGUGGUACCAGAGGCACUCAAGUCGUAAUUGGAUGGUGAUGGGCGGGGUGGCGACGGCGUUCAUGGCUGCUUGCGCGUAUAUCGGGUGGUGGUUCCAGGGAAUGAUAAGGAGGGAGCUGGCCGAAGUGGUGGAGGGGGAAGUUUGGCCUGGGUAUGGGGGUGAGAAUGUGAAGGAAAGUGGGAAUUGAGAAUGGUUCCAAGGUUCCACGGCGAUGAAGACGGAGAUGUGGGACGGGAGUCAAGAGAGGGAGAGACAUGGAGGCUGGCCUAAGGGAUGGAUCUCAAGAGGGGGAGUGGGAGUGGGAGCAUGACAUAAAGUGAGAGAAAGUAAUGUGUAAUGAUGGGAUGCCGUAACCGAGAGUGAUGGCGUUCAAGGGGGAGUUACAAGUAGGUUUGGGUUCAGCGUUUGUCAGUCUGGUGUUACUUCAGGUGCUAGAUGGUUUCAACUGGGUGCAUAACACGGAAGGAUGGUAUGGCGCAUGCACAUGGCGCGCUUGGUGCUAGAAACACAGAUGACUGGUUGUAUUACUAUGGAGAGCAUCGAAUAGAGAAGGAACAAGAGAGAGAGGGCGUAGCAGAAACUUAAUAUCACCAUAUAGACCAUGGA
This is a messenger RNA of Neurospora crassa OR74A, 4263 nucleotides long. RefSeq lists its product as hypothetical. The record is from RefSeq and is a predicted model, not a curated record. NCBI's taxonomy places the organism in Eukaryota, Fungi, Ascomycota, Sordariomycetes, Sordariales, Sordariaceae. The transcript is spliced from 2 exons. Bases 1355 to 3844 code for a protein of 829 amino acids.